UUUCCUGCUCGACAAUCGCCAACCAUGCUGACCACAACCAGCAACCAGCUCUAUUCCUGCCCUGCCCACGGCACCGACCACGACCUGUUCCUCUCAUACCGUGCCCAGACUGAUGCCGACACUGUCCAGGCUUUGAAGGAGGUGCUCACCUCGGUCGCCCUCCGUCGAUAUGGCAAACCCCUUUCCGUCUUUCACGAUGUCGACUGCCUCAACAAUCCCAGCGACCCUCAUGCCAACUCUAUCAGUGCCCUCCCCACCAGCAAGGCCGUCUUCCUGCUCCUCAGUUGGGCAUCGUUCGAACCUAUGAUUGAGAACACCCUUGCCGGUCAGGAGGACAGUGUUCUGCUUGAGAUCAAGACCGCCCUCGAUCUCAAGGAUGCCAAACGCUCCCUCCCUGUCCUUCCCCUCGGAAUCGCCACCAAGGAAACCAAGGAUGGUGUCGAUGUCUUCACUCCCUUCCUGCCGAACAUGUUGUCCCUACCCGACGACCCUGCCUUUGCCCCCCUCAAGCAGAUCCUCGACAGAAUCAAACGCAUCCAGUCCUUUGGCUUCCGUCCCGACCAGAUGCACAAGCGAGUCUACCGCCUCCUCAACCUCGUCCAUCCCAUCCCACCCAACAUGGAUCUCAUUACGUCCAUCCAUCGUAAAUACUUUUGCGACUCCAAGUUCCGAUUCGAUCCCGCCCACCUCGACACCCUGCUCAAGCAGCUCACCCUGACUGGCCGUGCCGUCAUCUCUGGCAUGGGUGGCAUGGGUAAGUCCGUCCUCGCCGUCCAGAUCCUGUUCUUCAUGAUGGGCAUUAUGAAUGCGAGCAACAAGGAAGACCUCCUCGCCAUCAAGGCCGAGACCAUCGGCAUCAAGCCACAGUACCGCCAGGUCUUCUGGAUCAACUGCUCGACUGAGUCGACUGCCCUCGAUGGACUCAUCGAGAUGUUCCCUGGCAUCAAGCCCGAUGAGAUCAAGGAACAUGCCUCGAGGUUCCUCGCCAACACACACGGCUAUCUCCUGGUGCUCGACAAUGUCGAUGACAUCGGCGUGGUCGACUCUGUGUUUGAGCACUCCAAGUCGGUCGGCAACUGGGACGACAAAACCACGCUCGACUACAUCAUGUCGUCGUCGCCAAUGAUUGUCCAGCGACUUGUGUCAGACGAGGCCAAGAAGUCCCUCGACAGCAUCGCGGCCAAGAUCAGCGGAUAUCCACUCGUCAUCCAGACAUUCAUGACGUUUGCCGAGAACUACGACACUCCCCUGUCGGUGCUCGAGGCCACGUUUGCAGGAGCAUUGGCGCUGCAGGAUGGCGAGGACGACACGCGGUCGUCGCUCAAGGUGAUUGUGGAUCUGUCGCUGGACUCGCUGAUGAAGCGAGGAGAUGAGGGCACCGAACAGCCUGGCUGCCUCGAUGCCCUCAGUCUGGUGGCGCCGACCAACAUCCAGUUCGAGUUGAUCAAGGAGAUUGCACAGAAGAUGGAAUUCAAGACUGAAGUGGCCGAUCUGAUCAAGAUGAUGGUCCAGAGUGGUCUCCUCCGAAGUGGAACCGAGGGACAGUACUCGACCCACUCGCUCACUCAGCAAGUGGCCCGAGAGUAUGUCCAAGCACACAGUGAACUGAGUGCCGAAGGUAUCGAAGAUGCCACGGGCACAGUUUUACUCAAGCUCACCGAAACUCUGUUGGUGGAUGCAUAUCAGUAUACGGAACAUCUUGACAGGCACAUAUCUGUGGUCACCGAAGAUAAAUAUACCAAGAACACCCACCAGGCCAUUGGGGCUCGCAUUGUGCAGACUGCACUGACACGCGGACAUUUUGAAAAGGCAAAAUAUGGAUGUGAGCGACACCUGAUCAAAACUCUCAAAUUCUAUCGCACACGGGAACAUCCGAAGGUUGCCAACGCUUUCAACUACAUGGGUGAAUUGGCUAGAUCCGAAGGUAAAAACGAAGUUGCCUUGAAGUACUACCAAGAGGCGCUGAGCAUCCAAAUCAUCGUGUAUGGAACACGCAAGCACCUGUCGAUCGCCACCACAAUCAAUAGCAUGGGCCAUGUCGCCAACUCAAAAGGUGACUACCGGACGGCGCUCAUGCACUAUGAAGAGGCACUUAGUAUCACAAUCAAUAAUCAUUGCACACGAGAACACUCCGAUGUUGCCUCAAGCAUUGCCAAUAUGGGCGAUAUCGCUAGCUCACUUGGCAACUAUGAAGCUGCUCUCAAGCACUACCAGGAGGCACUCGACAUUAAGACCAAGAUAUAUGGCACACGAGAACAUCCCUCAGUCGCCACUCUUAUCAACAACAUAGGCGAUAUCGCCAACUCGCUUGGUGACUACCAUGCUGCUCUCAAGUAUUACCAGGAAGCCAUUGAUAUCAGAACCAAGGUAUUCGGUACAAGAUAUCGGGCCGAUGUUGCCAUCGCGAUCAGCGACAUGGGUAAAGUCUAUAGUUCCCUUGGUGAGGACAAGACCGCUCUCAAAUAUUACCAAGAGUCACUUGAUAUUAGGAUCAAAGUCUAUGGCACGCGAGAACAUCCUGAUGUUGCCAUCGCAAUCAACAAUAUGGGCAAAGCCUACAGCUCACUUCGUAACUACGAAGCUGCUCUCAAAUAUUACCAAGAGUCACUUGAUAUCAGUAUCAAGGUCUAUGGCACACGAGAGCAUCCCGAAGUAGCCAGUACCCUCAUCAACAUGGGAACCAUCGCCAAUUCACAGAAAAACUAUCAAAGCGCCGUCCAAUACUUCCAAGAUUCCCUUGAUAUCUAUAUCAGGUUCUAUGGUACUAGGGAGCACCUCCACAUGGCGGAAGCACUGUUUAGGCUUGGUCAUCUGGCCAGUAGACAAUUCAAGUUCGACGACGCCUUGAAGUACUUCCAGGAAGCACUAGAGAUUAGAACGAAGAUAUAUGGCACGCGAAAUCACCCUGAAAUCGCCACCAUCAUCAGUGGCAUUGCCACAAUACUAAACUUCCAAGGUAACAAAGGAGCCGCUCUGAAGCACCACCAGGAGGCACUUGAAAUCAGGGUCAAGGUGUAUGGUACGCGAGAUCACUACGAAAUCGCCAAAACGAUUAUCGACAUGGGCAUAAUCUCCAGUAUACUCCGUGAAUAUCAAGCCGCACGCCAGUACUACCAGGAGUCACUUGAUAUCAAGGUCAAGCUCUAUGGAACACGAGAGCACCCCGAAAUUGCCGCCAUCAUCCACUAUCUGGGCAACAUGGCCAGGGAACUAUAUGACUACAAUGGUGCCCUGAAAUACUAUCAAGAAGCGCUCAAGAUCCAGAUCAAGGUGUAUGGCACAAAGAAUCACUUCAUGGUCGCUACCACGUUUGAAUCUCUGGGCGAUCUUGCCAAUGUCCAGUACAACUACGAGGAUACUCUCAAGUAUUACCAAGAGGUGGUCGAGAUCAAGACCAAAAUCUACGGCUCCCGUGAAUAUCCAGAUAUCGUCGCCAUGAUUCAACAGAUGGGUAACAUUGCUGAGUGGAAGGGUUACUAUGGAAUCGCUAUCAAAUUUUAUGAAGAAACGCUUGCCCUCCAGACCAAACUAUAUGGCACUAGGCAACAUUUCUCAGUCGUCCCCACGAUCGGAUCUCUGGGCAAUGUCACAGAAUUUCAGGGUGACACCGAUGGCGCUCUCAAGUACUUGCAAGAAGCCCUCGACAUUGGUGUAAAAAUCUAUGGCACACGAGAACACGGAUUCGUUGCCACCAUCAUCCACUGCCUGGGCAACGUCGCCAGUUUCCAAGAUGACUUGGAGGUCGCAUCCAAGCACUACCAGGAGUCGCUGGACAUCAAAAUCAAGAUCUAUGGCACUCGGGAACAUGUCGACGUCGCCGUCACUCUGCGCCGCUUGGGCACUGUUGCUCGCAUACGCGGCGAAUAUGAGCUUGCCGAGAAGCUGUACCUCGAGGCCCUUGAUAUCUAUCUCAAGACCCUCAAAACUCGAGCCCAUGUCCAGGUUGCCUUGACCCUUGACGCCUAUGGAGUACUCAAGUGUCUCCAGGACAAACUCUCCGAGUCGCGACGCAUGCUUCAGGAAGCCGUGGACAUUCUCACCGAGUAUUACAAAACACGAAGACAUCCCGACAUUGCAAAGGUCCUCAAAAACCUGGGUGAUGUUGCAUGUGCUGAACGCGAAUACGUCAACGCCCUUGACUUGUACCGAGAGGUGCUGGAGAUCUGGACCGAAACCAUCAAUAAUCCCGGCCACAAGGAUAUCAAACAAGUCGCGUCCAACAUUGCUGAAGCCAAACACAAGAUUCAGGAAUCCCAAUCUACCUCAUCCGUCCCAUAUCGCAUGCACUCAGACGAUGAAAGUAGCAAGAAAUAAGAGAAUGCCUCCUCAUGUAAAAGCGGAUUCCACAUCACAUUUCGGGCUUGGUGGAGGAACGUCGAAUAAAUUGUAGUAUUCCAUUGA
This is a messenger RNA of Polychytrium aggregatum, 4401 nucleotides long. RefSeq lists its product as uncharacterized. Gene Ontology annotation, molecular function: protein binding. The record is from RefSeq and is a predicted model, not a curated record. Bases 25 to 4314 code for a protein of 1429 amino acids. The transcript has 3 exons. Lineage: Eukaryota; Fungi; Chytridiomycota; Chytridiomycetes; Polychytriales.